Nylanderia fulva is the source of this 1480-nucleotide messenger RNA. RefSeq names its product queuosine 5'-phosphate N-glycosylase/hydrolase-like. The record is from RefSeq and is a predicted model, not a curated record. Lineage: Eukaryota; Metazoa; Arthropoda; Insecta; Hymenoptera; Formicidae.
CGAAUUUAUAUUCUUUCGCUGACAUCUAAGAUCAGUAUGAUAGAAGGCAUAAUCACGGAUACUCAACGUGUAAGUGUGAAACGAUUGUCAGUUAUAACGUAACAUCAUGGCCGAGGGUAAUAGCAGCAACUGUGAUGUGAUGGAAUUAUCAGAGGCGGUGAAAUUUAUCUGUAGGCAUGCACAAGAUGUAUCAGUCAAUAGAAAAAAAAUCAAGAAAGUAGCGCAAGAUGUGGUGCGAUAUUUAAUGAAUCAUAUCGAGAGUUUUAAUUAUUCUAAUACCUAUGUGAUGCGUCCCAUUACAUAUCCGGUUAGCACAACUCUGACGACAGCGGAUUGGCUAUUUGUGUUACAUACAUUGAAUUUUUCACUCUGGUAUCCAAAAGAUAGUAAACAAUGGAAAGUUAAUGGUAAAAAGGGAUAUAUUGGAUUAUGCAAUGCUAUUAAUCGGGCCUAUGAAGAUGGAAAACCUAUAUGGAAUCCUGAAUAUUACACAAAAAUGACAAAAAGUGAGUUAGAAUGUAUUUUACAAAGUGACGAUGGUGAACCUGAAAUUCCACUUAUAGAUGAAAGACUUAGGAUUUUACAUGAAGUUGGAGAAGUUUUGUUGCAGAAGUAUAAAGGAACUUUUAUGGAAUGUCUCAAAUCAUCCGAAUACGAUGCAGACAAAUUGAUGAAAUUACUUUUCGAUGAAUUCGAGUCAUAUCGGGACGAAGUAAAAUACGAUGGAAAAAAAGUGUGUUUUCUUGUAAAGGCUCGAUCUCUGGUGAUUGACAUUUGGGAUUACUUUAAGGAAUCACCUAAUAAGUUUAAAUUAAAUAAAUCAAAGAUGAUGUCUACAAUAUUCACUGAUUAUUGUAUUCCUCAAUUAUUAUUUAAAUUAAAAAUUCUACAAUACAGUGGCGGCUUCAAGAAAAGAUUGAAAAAUAGCAAUGUACCGCUUGAGCACGGAAGCAGGGAAGAAAUAGAGAUACGCGGUUGCUCACUCUUCGCCGCCAAUAAAAUAUACAAAGAAGUGAAGAAAUUAAUCGAGCGCCUUGUACUAGAAAAACGUUUGUCAGAUUCGGUAACGCCCGUCACACAGCUAGUGGUAGAUAAUUUCCUUUUGAAAUUUAUAUUUACUUAUAAUUAUGAUAAUAAUUCUUUAAAAAAGUACCCGCUACACUAUAUUAGAACUGUGCACUACUAAACACUUAUUAUUAUAUUUUUUUAUAUUAUUGUCAGUUUGCGAAUAACUGAAAAUAUAACCACUUUUGUAAUAAUGAUAUGCUGAUGCACACAUCAUAAUCUCAGUAAUAUAAUAAAAUUAUUGUAAAAUUUUCUGUCAGUAAUAAUGAUGACGCAUUCGAUUCUCAUUUUAUCAAGUGAGAUAGAUAUAUAAUCCAAAAAUGUUUCUUUUAUCAUUGUAAUAUAUGUAGUUUUAUUUGGAAAUAUCUAUAUGUAUUCGAGAAAUGACAUUGUGUAUUAUGCUGAUAUAUAUGCA